Messenger RNA from Chaetomium fimeti, 1384 nucleotides. RefSeq lists its product as uncharacterized. The transcript is spliced from 2 exons. The record is from RefSeq and is a predicted model, not a curated record. The coding region runs from base 152 to 1273 and encodes 373 amino acids. Lineage: Eukaryota; Fungi; Ascomycota; Sordariomycetes; Sordariales; Chaetomiaceae.
CGCGACUUCCCGUUUGUCCUCGUGUCUCGAGGCCUCGGUCGACUCGUUCCCUUUUAUUGUGCCAAUCCAUGCUACGCUUCCCUUCUUUUCAACUUACCAUGCCUGACUAUCGCUAAACAAUUUACCGCAAAGAAAACCAGCAGCAUCAACCAUGUCGGCCCUCCUCUCGCUCCUUGGUUGGAGCUUCCUGCCAAGCCUAGUAACAGGCUGGACCCAAUCCCUCUACUACAGCAUCACGAUCCGCGCCGGCGACCCGAAGCCGCAGCCGGGCACGCCGCGAUGGGCCGAGCACCGACGGCGCAUCCACAUCGCCGUGGUCACCCUCUACCUGCUCUACACCAUCUACGAGGCCGACUACGAGCUACAACGCGCAGGCAGCUUCUACACGGACCUGGGGGUGCCGCUGGACGCGACGGAGCGCGAGAUCAAGUCGCGCUUCCGGCGGCUGGCCGCGCUGCACCACCCGGACAAGGCGUCCACCUCCGGAGCAGCGGGGGGUUCGACGACGACGCAGGCGGACAUCAACGCGUACUUUGUGCACCUCAAGACGGCGGCCGACGCGCUGGCGGACCCGGCGCGGCGGUUUGCGUAUGAGCGCUUCGGGCCCGAUGCCGUGAGCUGGCCGCGCUGCGUGACCAUUCGUGACUUUGUCGUGCGCGGCGCCCAGGGCUUGAUCCCCUACUACGCCGUGGCGGCGGCGGCCAUGUACGGGCUGGGUUUGUUGGGGUAUCUGGAGUGGGGCCGCUACGAGCGCUGGCUCGUCCUGGCCGUGCUGUUCGUCUUCGAGGCCCACAGCGUCACCCGCCCCGGCAUGCCGCGCGUUCUGGAGCGUGUGGUGAAUCCGUUGCUGGGCCGUCUGGCCGGCCGCCCGCCGUACCUGCCCUUCCAAGCGAUAGCGUUGGCGAGGAAGCUUAGUGUGACGCUGUAUAUUGCCUUCUCCCAGAUCGGGCCGCUGCUGGCGGCGGAUACGAAGAGCGGGCAGCUGGUGGUGGGCGGGGCGAAGGGCGGGGAUGACGAGAAGACGACGAGGGAAGGGCUGGAGAGGUUGGAGAUGGCGGUCAAGCGGUUGGAUGCGGAUACCACGAGGUUGUUGGAGACGGAGAUGGCACCGUUCGCGGGGGCGGAAGAUGCGAGGAGUACCAUGUCGGCCAAGGUCAAGGAGUGGCUAGUCCAGAACACGAUCCGUUCGGAUCCCAUGGUGCGGGAUGCCCUGGGGAAGUCGUUCGCGAAGCGCAGGAUGGACGCACCGGCAGGGGCUAGGGGGACCAGGUAAAAAGCAGAUAGAAGCGCGGAUUAGAAAGCAAUGUCAUUUUACUGCCCGGUGUUGUCUUUUGCCGGGUGCAGCUAUUCCGUACACAAAAUACCCCGUACUUGUAAACCCAUU